UGGACUUGCUUUUGGUGUUGGUGGUGUUGCUGCUGUUGUGGCUAUUGUUGCUGGUGUUUUGGUUACGGGGUGCGUGUUCAAGAGGAGUUUCGUGGGUUUGGGUGUGGUGUGUUUGGUCUGCUAUUGGUUGAUAUGUGUGGGUGGGUGGGUGUGAGUGUUGCGCCUGCUUGUGUUCAUGGUCCUCUUCUACUUCUUCUUCUUUUUCUCGUUAUUACCCCUGAUUGCGCCUGUUGGUUUUGUUUUGGUUUUGGUUUUGAGAGCUGCGGGUUUAGGGAGGCUCACACCCUCGUCGUUUUCUCCUUCUUUUUCGUCUGGUUGUUUUUUGUUUUUCUUGAGGUUUGGGGUUGCGCAAGCUUGCUUCACGAUACCUCUCUGUUCUGGCGGUGUUGGUGUUGGUGUUGUCGCUGUUGUCGCUGCUGCUGUUGCCGUUGCUGUUUGUGGUGGUGGUGUGGUGGUGGUAGUGUGGUGACCGAGGUAUACGUGUGUGCGUUUGUGUGGUUCUGGGUUCUGGCUGGUGGUGUGUUGCUGGGUUGGACAGCGUGAUGGUUGUUGGCUGGUGGGCUUGCUCACUGGCUUGGUUGCCUGCUUGCCUGCUGGCUAGUUGGCUGGCUAGUUGCCGCGCUUGCUUGCGUGCGUGCGUGCCUGCGUGCAUGAGCGCGCGGGGUUGUGUCUGCGCUACCUACAGUACGCACGCUACAUAAAGUUACAGCUGG
Messenger RNA from Aplosporella prunicola CBS 121167, 713 nucleotides. RefSeq lists its product as uncharacterized. The coding region runs from base 133 to 543 and encodes 136 amino acids. NCBI's taxonomy places the organism in Eukaryota, Fungi, Ascomycota, Dothideomycetes, Botryosphaeriales, Aplosporellaceae. The record is from RefSeq and is a predicted model, not a curated record. The transcript has a single exon.